Molecule: messenger RNA, 1317 nt
Organism: Colletotrichum spaethianum
Lineage: Eukaryota; Fungi; Ascomycota; Sordariomycetes; Glomerellales; Glomerellaceae
Product: ubiquitin carboxyl-terminal hydrolase 2
Exons: 3
Coding region: 1-1317 (438 amino acids)
Biological process (GO): protein deubiquitination; ubiquitin-dependent protein catabolic process
Cellular component (GO): cytoplasm
Molecular function (GO): cysteine-type deubiquitinase activity
Source: RefSeq, a predicted model, not a curated record
AUGGCUGACUCAAGACGGAAUCCUAAGCGGAAGGCAACCGAAACUGCUGCCGCCGCGACCACCGCCGCCGCCGCUCAGGAGGCGAGGGAUUAUCAGAUGCUACUCCGUGAAGCUCUAGCACCUAUAACCAAGGAUGAGCUUCAGGAGUGGGAAGGUUGGUGUGAGGUAGAAUCUGAACCGGCCUUCUUCAAUGCUAUGCUCCGAGAGAUGGGCGUCAAGGACGUGAAGGUUCAGGAGGUUUUCUCAGUCGACGAAGAUUAUGUUGCGACUCUUCCUCAGCCCGUUUACGGUUUCAUUUUUCUCUAUCAGUACUUUUCGGAGAACUAUGAGGACGAUGAGGUUGUUGACAGCCGAGAUCUUUGGUUCGCGAACCAGACUACAGACAACGCCUGCGCAACCGUCGCCAUGACGAAUAUCCUCAUGAACUGUAAGGAUGUCGAUCUCGGUACGAAUCUGCAAGUGUUCAAGAAUUCCACAAGCAACCUCAGUACUCCACUCCGCGGUCAUGCCUUGGGCUCAAACACAUUCAUCCGCUCCGUCCACAAUUCCUUCACUAGAAGAAUGGACCAUCUGAACGCGGAUCUCUUCCUUGAGACUGAAGCCGCCGAUGCAAAGAAAAUGAAACGCAGGGGACCUUCCAAGAAGACCAAGAGGACCAAGAAGCAGAAGAUGGACUCAGAGUCGGGUUACCACUUCAUCGCCUAUGUACCAGCUAAUGGCUCGGUAUGGGAGUUGGAUGGCCUCAAGACAAGGCCCGUCUGUUUAGGGCCCCUCGAAGACGGCGCCCACUGGGCAAACCUCGUCCGCCCCGAGAUUCAGGCACGCAUGCUCCAAUUUGAAGAGAGCGCCCUGUCAUUCAACCUGCUUGCGCUGUGCAAGAGCCCCCUGACCAUCAUUUCUGGAAUCCUUGCGCGCACAAUCAACGCGUUUGAGCUCCUUAACAACCGCACAAAAACGCUCGACGGCUGGCAAAGUCUCGUGGCCGGGAACGAGCAACCGCUAAAAGGUGACGAAACAGAGCGCCUCGCUGGUUUCGGCAUUGAAAAAUCAACCUUGGAAAAGACUGAAGUCGAUCCAGCAUUCGAGAAGAAGGUUACCAAUCCCUCCAUGGAGGCUAUGGAGCUCUUUGAACUCUAUAGCGACCUGGUGACACAGCAGAAAUCCUUGAUGGGAGAGUACAACGCUGAGAUCGCCUUCGUGAAGGAAGACGAGGAUCGCGUACAGGGACGCCAGAAAGACCACUCCCCUGCCAUCAACUGUUGGGUGCAGAAGCUGGCAGAGCACGGUGUCCUUGCCGAUUGGGCUACCGAUUCGUAG